This is a messenger RNA of Cuscuta europaea, 1053 nucleotides long. The record is from the annotation of a GenBank genome assembly. Lineage: Eukaryota; Viridiplantae; Streptophyta; Magnoliopsida; Solanales; Convolvulaceae.
GGAUUCGGUCCUGGCAGUUGGAUCUAUACAGCAUAUAAAGCGGUUCAACCCUCUGCCAUUCUUUUUCUUGAUACUGCAGUAGUUCUCUCGAGAGACCGGAGAAGCUAAAAAUGGUGUUGGGGUGGCACACAAUAGCGGUGGCGCUCGCGUGCGCGGCUCUGGCAAUGCUGCCCGCAGUCUCGUCCCAGACGGCGCAGCCCGGCCAACCCCAGUUGUUUAAAGUCGGAGGCAGCCAUAUGUGGACAAUGAAUGCGACCUUCAACUACACCACUUGGGCAAGCGGCAAACAUUUUCACCAGGGAGAUUGGCUCAUUUUUUAUUUUGACAAGACCAUGUUUAAUGUGCUGGAAGUAAACAAAACCUGCUAUGACUCUUGCGAUUCUGACCAUUUCAUCCAAAACAUUACACAUGGUGGAAGAGAUGUUGUCCAACUUAACCACACCAAGACUUACUAUUUCAUUAGCCACAGCUGGCAGUGCGCAAGUGGAAUGAAAGUAGCAAUUCACGUUGAAAGCAAACCGCCUCCUCCGACACCCUCCCCAAAAAAGAGCAGUUCUCCUCCUACUCUGCUCUCCACAUUCAGAGGUCACAUUCUUCUGCCAGCUUUGUUCACCAUUGCUGCUGUGUGGGAUUCCUUCCUGUUGCUUGUGUAGGUAGGAGCAUUGUUCAUCAUCUUGAUUACACGGCUUUGCUGAAUUGGUUAAGUUAAUUUGGAGCAACUCAAUUGUGAAGAAAGAUUGCUAUGUAGGCUGAUGUGUGCAUUUAUGUACCCGGAAAAGAAAACCUUGGCGUGUGUUGCAGUAAUCUCUUGUUCUCUAAGGUCGUUAACCAUUUUUUAAACUAAUCAAUUUGAUCAUUUGAGCUCACUUAUGUCUGUGUGGUGGGUGUGUCAGUGUGUGUAAGUCUAUUUCUCAUGUGUUUGAAUUUGAAGAAAAGGAGUGCACAAAUUGCGGAGACUACAACUUGUAUGAUUUAUCUAGGACAAACAUUGACUUAUACUUGGCGAUUCCACUAUUCCUUUUUAUAAAAUACUUCUCAUUUUUUUCUUUUCUC